Molecule: messenger RNA, 3065 nt
Organism: Mus musculus (house mouse)
Lineage: Eukaryota; Metazoa; Chordata; Mammalia; Rodentia; Muridae
Gene: Trim17
Product: tripartite motif-containing 17
Exons: 7
Coding region: 112-1545 (477 amino acids)
Biological process (GO): protein ubiquitination; autophagy; protein autoubiquitination
Cellular component (GO): lysosome; cytoplasm
Molecular function (GO): protein-macromolecule adaptor activity; ubiquitin-protein transferase activity; ubiquitin protein ligase activity
Source: RefSeq, a predicted model, not a curated record
AGAAUUCGCUCGCUCACUCACUGUCUGGGUCGAGACUAGGGGGUUCCUUCUCCUGUCCCCACCAAAGUCAAACCAUAAGCUUCAAACCGUGGACCACUCUGAUUACGAGCCAUGGAUGCGGUGGAGCUUGCCAGACGGUUACAAGAGGAGGCCACAUGUUCCAUCUGCCUUGACUACUUUACUGAUCCUGUGAUGACUGCCUGUGGCCACAACUUCUGCAGAGAGUGCAUCCAGAUGAGCUGGGAGAAGGGGAAGGUCAAGAAAGGGAAGAAGAAGCAGAAGGGCUCCUUCCCCUGCCCCGAGUGCAGGGAGAUGUCCCCUCAGAGGAACCUGAGGCCCAACCGCCUCCUGACAAAAGUGGCUGAGAUGGCCCGCCAGCACCCUGGGCUGCAGAAGCGAGACCUGUGCCAAGCACACCAAGAACCCCUUAAGCUGUUCUGCCAGGAUGACCAGAGCCCCAUUUGUGUGGUCUGCAGGGAGGCCCAGGAGCACCGGAUGCACAGGGUGCUGCCUCUGGAUGAGGCUGCAAGGGAGUAUAAGCUCAAGUUGGAGGAGGACAUAAAAUAUCUACGGGAGGAGAUGAUGAAGACGGAGACACUGCAAGCCAAGGAGGAACAGACCUUAACUGAGUGGCAGGAGAGAGUGAAAGAGCGGAGAGAACGCAUCCUGGAGGAGUUUCAGAAGGUGGUCUUGUUUCUGGUGGAAGAAGAACGGAGGAUCCUCCAGGUCCUGAAGAAGGAGGAAGAGGACACCUUAGGGAAGCUGCAGGACAGCAAGGCCUCCCUGGACCACCAAAGCCGCUCCCUGGACCUGAUCCUGUUGCAGCUGGAGGAGCGGAGCCAGCAGGAGCCCCUCCAGAUGCUGCAGGAUGUGAAGGACACCUUGAACAGGAAGGAGAGCUUCAGCGUGCAGUACCCAGAGGUGGUCCUCCCCGCGGCUAUCAAGACCUUGUGCAGAGUUCCAGGACAGAUAGAGGUGCUCAAAAGCUUCCAAGAGGAUGUGAUGCCGGACCCCAGCUCAGCAUACCCCUAUCUCCUCCUCUACGAGAGUCGCCAGAGGCGGUACUUGAGCCCACCGCCCGAGGGCAGCGCCCCCUACAGCAAGGACCGGUUCGUGGCCUACCCGUGCGCUGUGGGGCAGAAGAGCUUUUCCUCUGGAAGGCACUACUGGGAAGUGGGCAUGAAUCUCACCGGGGAUGCACUCUGGGCCUUGGGGGUGUGCAGGGACAACGUGAGUCGGAAGGACAGAGUGCUUAAGUCCCCAGAAAACGGCUUCUGGGUAGUGCAGCUGUCCAAGGGGAAAAAACAGCUGUCCCUGUUACCCAAUUCCACUCUAGUCACUCUCACAGAGCCUCCCAGCCACAUGGGGAUCUUCCUGGACUUCCAGGCUGGAGAGGUGUCCUUCUACAGCGUGAACGAUGGGUCCCACUUACACAGCUUUUCCCAGGCUGCCUUCCCUGGGCCGCUGCUGCCAUUCUUCUGCUUGGGGGCUCCCAAGUCAGGCCAGAUGGUCAUCUCCACAGUGACCAUGUGGGUGAAGGGAUAGAGGCUUGAAGCCGGGCAGACACUGGGUGUGCCACAGUUCCCCAGAAGGCAGGGUGCUUCACCACCGUGGCCACCUACCCAGGCUUCCCUGGGGCACUAAGAGUUAAUACCUGUGCUGGCAGGGUAACUGAAAUACAGUCAAGAUUCAAAUGCUCAAGUGAGACCGACUACAGAUAAGAUGCUAAAUGGGGGAACUUUGGAAAGGGUCCUGCUUAUCUCAGAGUGGACUCAAUUCUUUUCUAACACCCUUCCCCAAGAACCCCUCCCACUUCCCAUUCCUGUUAAAAGUUACUAGCAUGCCAGGACUCAAGUGAGAUGGUGAACUGGCAUAGCACAUGUUUCCACUGUGACCCUUCUGUGCCCAUGGUGUGACAUGUAUCUUGUCUCCCAUUGGGGUCAGUCAACCACAGACAUGAGGGUGGCACUGGAGGCUCUGAGCAACAACAGGUGCUGCGGGCUAUGAACACAGAGUAAAAGUGCAGAGGGAAACCACCGACUCCCUUGGUCACCACUCUCAGGGUUUUCCAUGUCCUUGAGGUCAUCCUGCCCAUCAGUAGUACUCUGCAUCCUUUUCUGAGCCCUGGAGUUACGCACUUGUGCAUGCUUGUGUCUAUCCUCACAGCCCCUGCUCCCAGGAUAACUCUGAGACUCAGAUAUAUUUAGAUACCUAGGCCAUAAACCUUGGCUGUUCCCUAACUAGCUCAUAAGCUAAUCUUCCCGUUACUCUAAGGUCUGCCACAUGGUUGAUAACCUGGUCCUCAGGUUUUGCUGCUGUACAUAUCAGCAUUCGGGGGUCAAUCUUCCACCUGUCUCUAUCCCAGCAUCCCCCUCCUGCUCUGUCUGAUGUCCCAUCUAAUUUCCUGCCUCAGCUCAUUGGCCAAUAAGCCUUUUAUUGACAGGUGAAUGCUUUUACACAGUGAACAAGAGUUUCUCUCUACAUUUCCCCCUUUUAGUCCAAGAAAAGGCUCCUUUUCUUACAAAAUAAACUAUAUACAAUAACCAUUGUAGUGCUCAGCCCAUAUGUUCCAAAACUAUAGACAUGACAAGUUAGCUGCUUUGACAGUCCCUCAGAAUUCCUGUAUAAUGGUGGAACUUCAGUCUUCAGCCCUCUGGCACCGUAUAACUGACAGACUUUUCUGUGCAGCAGGAAUGAUGAAGGACUUAGCUAUCUUGUUCUUGCAAAGCUUGGCAGUUGAGUUCCCUGCAUCCCAGUUUGUCCAUUCCGGACAGCAUUCAGUCAGCAUUUGAAGCACGGACAGUUUCUUGCACAGUGGCAGUGGCCACAUUUGAAACAAACUCCAUAGGGAGAUUCUUUGAUGCUCAACUUUCUUUGAAGUAGAAAAACGGGUCCUGUUGCCAAAAAGCCUUUUAAUAAUAAAACAUCUUUAAAUGUCAUAUUCUGUAGAUCUCUGAUGUUUCCAAAAACCAUCUAUAACUGAAUUGUCUGUUUCUAGUUAGUCACUAUUUGAUUAUUAGUCUUGAAAACAUCUACUGGAGGCUAAAUAAAACUUAUUUUGAAAA